This is a messenger RNA of Manacus vitellinus (golden-collared manakin), 312 nucleotides long. RefSeq names its product hydrocephalus-inducing protein homolog. Gene Ontology annotation, biological process: axonemal central apparatus assembly; cilium movement. Bases 1 to 312 code for a protein of 103 amino acids. Gene Ontology annotation, cellular component: axoneme. Lineage: Eukaryota; Metazoa; Chordata; Aves; Passeriformes; Pipridae. The record is from RefSeq and is a predicted model, not a curated record. The transcript is spliced from 3 exons.
AUGGUGUGGGACACUUGGGUGCAGAGAGAGAUGGAGCAGAUGCUCAUAAAGCAACAUGUCCUGAAGCAGCAGAGAAUUGUAACCUCCCGUCCCCCGGAGCUCAGGGGCUUUGACAAGAACAUUCGUCAGAAGCUUGUCCAGAUUGAGCUGCCCAACUACAUCCUGGACAUGGGCAGCGUCACUCGCGGUGCCACUGAAACACACACUGUGGACAUCACCAACACCGGGCCCUUCCCGGUGUCCUUCCAGAUUGAGACACGUGUCCUGCAGGACACAGGUAACCAGUGCUGGAGAGACUUCCCGUGGGCUUGA